AUGUGUAUAGCAAAUGGUGGAUAUGCAAAAUGCAUUUUAGAGAACAAGGACGAGGAGAUUCCUGGCAUAAAUGGGGUUCUAUACUAUAGUCCUCAGAUUCUAGAGAAAGCAGGUGUUUCAGUUCUUUUGUCAAAUAUGGGCAUUAGUUCAACCUCUUCAUCUCUCCUCAUAAGUGCUCUUACAACGGUUUUUAUGCUUCCUUGCAUAGCUCUUGCAAUGAACCUAAUGGAUAUCACUGGUAGAAGGUCGCUGCUACUUUACACAAUACCUAUCCUAAUAUUGUCGCUCAUUGCACUAGUGUUUAGCAGCAUUGUCAAUAAGGGGUCUGUUUUUAACGCAACAGUGUCUGCCACUGGCAUAGUGGUCUACACCUCCAUCUUUGUCAUGGCUUUUGGGGUAAUUCCUAACAUCCUUUGCUCAGAGAUCUUCUCGACUCGUGUUCAUGGCCUCUGCAUAACUAUCUGUUCUCUCGCAUAUUGGAUUGGAAAUAUCGUUGUCACGUACUCAACUCCAUUGUUGCUCACCUCCAUAGGCCUUGCUGGUCUCUUUGGUAUCUACGUUAUUGGAUGCAUCAUUUCAUGGAUAUUUAUUUUCUUGAAGGUUCCUAAAACGAAAGGCAUGCCUCUAGAAGUCAUAUGA
This is a messenger RNA of Carya illinoinensis, 639 nucleotides long. RefSeq names its product monosaccharide-sensing protein 2. The coding region runs from base 1 to 639 and encodes 212 amino acids. The record is from RefSeq and is a predicted model, not a curated record. Gene Ontology annotation, biological process: transmembrane transport. Lineage: Eukaryota; Viridiplantae; Streptophyta; Magnoliopsida; Fagales; Juglandaceae. Gene Ontology annotation, cellular component: membrane. The transcript is spliced from 3 exons. Gene Ontology annotation, molecular function: myo-inositol:proton symporter activity.